AUGGGAAAGUGCGGACCUUCUAAAUUGGACUUGCCUUUGGUGGAAGAGGACUCUAUCGGUGGCUUCACGUUCCAUCAAUUCAGCAUCGCUCUGGCCGCUGCUUUCACCAUUGCCGCUGGCCUAUUGUCCUUUUACCUCAUAUUUCGGCACAUCACCAAUUACAACAGGCCACUGGAACAGAAGCAAAAUGUCCGCAUCAUCUUCAUGGUCCCAGUCUACGGCUUGACCUCCUGCCUUGCCAUUAAAUACUACGAACAUCACGUCUACCUGGAGGCGGUACACCAGCUGUAUGAGGCACUCGUGCUUGCAUCCUUCUUCGUCCUUUUGUGCCGUUACAUGGCCCCAACAACACAGGAGUUGGAGGAACGUUUCAAGGAGAUUGAGCCACGCAGCUGGAUUCUACCAAUCAAAUGGUUGAACAUGUGCACCGGUGGCAAGGGAAGAGGCCCUUUCCGGACUCCCAGGAGUGGCGUUACCUAUAUUCAUGUCAUCACGAUCGGCGUAUUCCAGUAUUCAGUAGUGAAGCUCUGCACUACACUCAUCACGUUUAUAACCGAGGCCACCGACACAUACUGCGCCGAAUCAAAGAGCACCAGCCACGCGGCCAUCUGGGUCAAAGCCAUACAAAUAAUUUCUUUGAUUAUCGCCAUGGUCUUCCUGAUGCAAUUCUACCUCCAAUUCAAGGAGUCGCUCCGACACCACAAUCCAUUCUUGAAGUUCCUGGCAAUCAAAUUCGUCGUCUUCCUAAGCUACGUGCAGACAUUCAUACUCAACCAGCUCACUACGGGUGACUCCCCUACAAUGAAACCCUCGAGCAAAAUUUCCUAUCAAUCUCUGGAUAUCGGCAUACCGAACAUGGUCCUGUGCAUCGAGAUGGCCAUCGCGGCCAUCAUACAUCUCUGGGCAUACCCAUGGCGUGGGUACAGAGAUGCCGGCAUUGAGAACCCGAUGCAGGUGUUGUCAGAAUCCGCGACUGAGCUGACGGAUCGUGAGGGUGGCUCGGCAGACGAGAUCGAUAGCUCACCAAAGAGCUUCGUGGCCAAGCCUACUUCGUUGGGAUCAGCUUUGAGGAUCUUCGCUGACGCAAUGAAUUUCUGGGAUAUCAUGAAGGAAGUCGCUUACAGCGUCCACUGGCUAUUCGUGCAGAAGAAGCGCCAGCCACACCCCUUUUAG
Lasiodiplodia theobromae is the source of this 1173-nucleotide messenger RNA. RefSeq lists its product as uncharacterized. Bases 1 to 1173 code for a protein of 390 amino acids. Gene Ontology annotation, molecular function: transporter activity. The record is from RefSeq and is a predicted model, not a curated record. Gene Ontology annotation, biological process: transport. Lineage: Eukaryota; Fungi; Ascomycota; Dothideomycetes; Botryosphaeriales; Botryosphaeriaceae. The transcript is spliced from 6 exons.